AUGGCUACAACUACGGACACCGCGACCUCUACCCGACUCUCAGCUUCGUCUGGAAGACUGUUCUCCGAGGGCACAAGUGUGCACUACGGUGACUUCCGUGACGACCUCCUUCAGAAUGGUUAUGCCGUGAUCAAAGGCGCUGUUCCUCGUGAUCGGGCACUGAAAUAUGCGGACGAUAUCUAUGAGUGGCUGGAAGGCUUCAACCUUGGCUUCAAAAGAGAUGAUCCUUCAACUAUCCACAAAGAUCACCUCCCCGAAAUCAACGAGAAAGGAAUGUGCUUGGGGUACGCAGUCUCACACGAGUCGUUUGCAUGGGCCGUACGACAGGAGCCGGAGGUUAUCAAGGCUUUUGAAAAGGUCUACGACACCGAAGAUCUGAUCGUUUCGUUUGACUCAGUCAAUAUUGGAUUUCCAAACCGUACCGACAUCAAGCCCAAUAACCCAUGGCCCCAUCAGGACCAAGACCCCGAGAAGCCAGGUUUCCGUUGCUUGCAGGGGUUGGUGAAUUUGCUUCCAAAUGGACCCAAAGAUGGCGGGUUGAUCGUCUGCAAGGGAGCGCACUUGUUGUCAGAGGAAUUUCAUGAGGUUUUCAAGGAUGAGGAGAGGGUGUGGUCUUGGACAAAGGAGUGGUUCGGGUUUACUGAAGCCGGCCUGAAAUGGUUGAAAGACAAAGGUUGCCAGUGGAUCAAGGUCGAGGCAGAGCCUGGUGACCUGCUUCUCUGGGACUCACGCACUCCCCACUAUAACCUGUCUUCCGAGACGUCCCAGCCGCGCUUUUGCGUGUACACUUGCUACAUGCCGGUAGAGGAUGCGACCAAGGAGCAGCUGCAGGUCAAGAAGAUGGCCUUUGAGGAAACCAAAAUGACAACUCACUGGCCGAACGCGAUGCAUGUAGUUGAUCUGCCUGUCACCAGAAAUGGGGAGCCUGAUCCGUACCAGCGUUACAAGCCUCGUCAAGAGGUUCGACUUUCAGAGCGAGGAUUUAAGCUCACGGGUAUUCCUUAUCUCGAGCAGAUGGCAUGA
This is a messenger RNA of Penicillium riverlandense, 1023 nucleotides long. RefSeq lists its product as uncharacterized. NCBI's taxonomy places the organism in Eukaryota, Fungi, Ascomycota, Eurotiomycetes, Eurotiales, Aspergillaceae. The record is from RefSeq and is a predicted model, not a curated record. Bases 1 to 1023 code for a protein of 340 amino acids. The transcript is spliced from 4 exons.